ACCGGAAGUUGGUGGGAGGAGCUUAGAAUCUGGCGCAGGGAAGCUAGCAUCUUGUAGUCCAUGUGACAUCUCAGGAGUGCUCCUGCUAAAAAAAAUAUCUGUAUGUCAAACGUGACAACAGUUUUAUUUAUUGUUGACAUUUUUAAAAAUCUGAGUAGCACCUCAAACCGGCGAGUUGCCUCGUGCUCCACUCGGACUAGUCCUCUGUAGUAUGGCCGGUCCAACCACCGAGACAGUAUUCAACAUUUUCCGAAGCAUGGAGAGCGGACCCGCUGCCCCUUCCUCCGCAGCCACCGCACAGGCCUGGCUGGAUCAUCAUUCCCGCUCUCUGGGCUUCUUCAUUGAUGGGAAGUUUGUUCAUUUGGCAGAAAGGAGGAGCCUCUCCGUUCUCGACUCUAAAGGCGGUCAGGUGUGCGGCGUGCUGUGUGCCGAAGAGGCCGACGUUUCCCAGUGCGCCGCCUCUGCUGUCAGCGCAUUCAAGUCCUGGAGCCUCCUGAGCUGCUACCAGAGAGCCAAAGUGCUGCUCAGGCUGGUGGGCGUCCUGGGGCUGCACGGUCAGUGCUUGUCGGAGCUGUCCCAGCUCUGUGCGAUGGCGUGCUCGCCUCCGUCCCUGAUCAGGCUCCUGCAGUUCUACAGCAGCUGGGCUCAGCUCCGGGACACGCUCCUCUCCGGCUGGACGCCUCUUGGUGUGGUGGCCGUUGUCACCUCUGAUGACUCUUCUGUCUACUCUCUGAUGCUGAAAGUCGUACCAGCGCUCGCCAUGGGUAACGCUGUGAUUGUUGUUCCUGGGCGGAGCGUUGCCCCUCCAGCUCUCCUCUUGGCGCAGCUUUUCUCAGGGGCGGGACUUCCUGCUGGGGUUCUCAACGUUCUAACAGGAAGUGACGUCACGCUCGGCGUCAACGUGGCCCAGAAUCCCAGCAUCUGCUACGUCACUUACAGCGGCAGCAAGCCAGACGGGCUGGCGCUGGUUCAGGCUUCAGCAGGGAUGGGGGUUCCCGUCUCCGUGUCCCCCUGCGUUGGGGCCACGUGUCCCUUCAUCAUCUUUGAGUCGGCGGACAUAAACAGCGCUGUGGACGAAGUGAUAGAGGCAGCCUUUAAGAAGAAGAGUGAGGUGCACUGGGUGUUGUGCGUGCAGGAGAGCGUGUGCGACAACGUUGUGGAUCGUCUGAAGCUGCGCUUGGCCGGGUUAAAGUGCGUUUCCCUUCAAAGUGAGGCUGACCGCAGCCUGGUGGACACCGCAGUGCAGGAAGCUCAACAGCAGGGGGCGACGUUAAUCCAGUCGUGCUCCGCCCCCCCGUCGGGGCCUCUGUAUCCUCCCACGGUGCUGUGCGGGGCGGCCCCCGCCUCGCCGUGUGUAGUCAGCCCGGCCCCUGGACCUCUGCUGCCGCUCAUGACCUUCAGAUGUCACAAAGAGGCAGUAGCUGUGGGGAACCACAGUCCUCACGGCCUGGCAGCUUCCAUCUGGACUGAAGACCUGACUCUGGCUCUGGAGACCGCCAAGAAUCUGUCGGUGGGCUCGGUGUGGGUGAAUUCCCACUCGGUGGUGGAUCCGUGUCUGCCCGUCUGCGCUCACAAAGACGGCGGCAGCUGCACAGACGGAGGACAGGAGGGUCUGUACCAGUUCCUGCGUCCGUCCGUCUCCUCUCUUCCUAUUCGUUCAUCCGCGGUCCCCUUGGAUUACUCAAAGUUUGGGACAGAAGAGUCACCAGCAGUCAUUCCUGACCCGGCCAGCUCUCCUCCGUCCUACCUGCAGUUUGUUGGGGGCAAAGCCUGUAAAUCAGUGUCUGGCUGCAGUGUUGCUGUGCAAUCACCAGGGGGCGGCGGCGGCGUGCUGGGGCUCUGUCCAGAGGGAGGCCGGAAAGAUGUCCGAAACGCCGUGGAGGCAGCGCUCAAAGUCCAGCCCGGCUGGCAGAAGAAGACUCCUUCUGCACGUGCGCUGUCGCUGCACGCUCUGGUGAAGGGCGUGGAGGCAAAGAGGCAAGAUCUCGCAACAUCACUACACACCCAGACUGGUGUGUCCAUGGACGAGGCUGAAAAGGAGGUGGAGCUAAGCAUCACCAGGCUCGCUCUGUGGGCGGCUUACUGUGACAAAGUGCAAGGAGGAUCUCUGCCCAUGCCAAAAUCGGGCUCCGCCCUCUCCUUCCCAGAAGCCCUGGGGGUUGUUGGGGUUGUCCUGCCCGAUGAAAGCCCCCUCCUCUCUAUGGUGACGCUUCUUGGAGCAGCGAUUGCCUCGGGAAACGCUGUCGUCAUGGUUCCCAGCCAGAAGCAUCCACUGCCCACCAUAGCUUUCAUUCAGGUACUGCAGUCCUCUGACCUACCAGCAGGGCUUGUUAACGUCGUGACAGGAAGGCGAGACCAGCUGACGGUGGCUCUUGCUAAUCACAGCGUCAUCAGGUCUAUCUGGUACUGGGGGAGCGCUGAGGGAUGCCGGUACCUUCAGUACACGUGCACCCGCCCCCUGAAAACCCUGAGGCUGGUGAGCCAGGAAGGCCAGGACGAAGGUGUGGACUGGACUCAGGCCAGUCCAUCGUUCUUGGAGGACCUGUGGAGGAACGCCGUCCAGUGGAAGAGCGUGUGGAUCCCCACUGCAUAAUGUGACAGUCGAAAAGAGGUCAAAGGUCAAGAAGCCACAAGACGGCAACUGUAGACGAAGAAGCGUGAUAACGUUUAGGAAAGAUGAACAAAAUCCACAGAAUAAGUGAUUUUUCUAUCCAUAUAUAUAUUUAUAUAUAUAUAUGGCAAACAAAGCAGGGAUGCCUUCUCUGUCCACACAAGAAGUUGUGAAAACCCAAAUGACUUUGACCUUUUUACAGAUUCAGUUUAAAGUGCUGCAGUCCACUUACUGUAGAUGGAAAGCUUCCAUUUUUAGGUUUUCUUUCAGUAUUCAUUCCUUUUUGUUUACCUUUUGCCUCUUGAUGCAUUGAAUCUUCCAGUGUUAAGAUUUUCUGUUCAGUUCACUCAGAACUGAGUUGUUUUGAUCCAUUUUUAAUCUAAAAUACUUGUCCUGGUGUUAUGGAUAUCUGGAUUAUCAGUGUUUUCUUUGAUCUGUUGUGCACAGAUAUACUAGUCCAGUAGAACUGUGUGAAUGACCACAAAAAAGAUUUGCAUAAACUCAACUGAAACUCUGACAUCUGUAGCACAGAAAUAUGUCUUAUUAUUGUGCUGAUGAUUUAUCAUGACUUGAAAACCGGAAGCUUUACCUUCACUUUGGGAAUUUUAUUUUUAAUCAACGGGUUCCGGAUUCUGUGCACUUCUCCAUCACAAGGGCCUGAAUAAAAACACUUUAUGAAGGACCACA
Messenger RNA from Oryzias latipes (Japanese medaka), 3298 nucleotides. It is a transcript of the gene aldh16a1, whose product is annotated as aldehyde dehydrogenase 16 family, member A1. The record is from RefSeq and is a predicted model, not a curated record. NCBI's taxonomy places the organism in Eukaryota, Metazoa, Chordata, Actinopteri, Beloniformes, Adrianichthyidae. Gene Ontology annotation, molecular function: oxidoreductase activity, acting on the aldehyde or oxo group of donors, NAD or NADP as acceptor.